Messenger RNA from Branchiostoma floridae (Florida lancelet), 2084 nucleotides. RefSeq lists its product as uncharacterized. Gene Ontology annotation, biological process: spermatogenesis. The coding region runs from base 453 to 2084 and encodes 543 amino acids. Gene Ontology annotation, molecular function: cAMP binding. The transcript has 11 exons. The record is from RefSeq and is a predicted model, not a curated record. NCBI's taxonomy places the organism in Eukaryota, Metazoa, Chordata, Leptocardii, Amphioxiformes, Branchiostomatidae.
UCUUGAGUUAUGCUGUUAACACAACACACACACACACAGAGACUCACACGUACAAGCCUAAAACAUAACCUUAGCCAUUCUGGCAAAGGUAACAAUUGGUGCAAAGUAUGGCUUAUUUGUGACGGGGACGAUUUUCAGGGGAAAAAUACGCGCAACCCUCUGUCGAUCUUGAAUAUGGACGAUCUUCCAUUUAUUCGCCCGAAGAGCGUGGAUAAUGUGACAGGGGUAUUAGCACGGCGGUAACUGUGAUAUAUUCGUAUUUCAAGCUGUCAGAGUUUCAUCAGCUUUUGCAUGUAGUCUUCUUUAAACAAUAAGUAUUUGAGAUUUUUGAAUUUGCUAUAUUUGGGAUUACUUUCCGUGUUAUUAGAAAAUAAAUAAAAAGCUUUUGAAAGAAACGUGACACUCUUGUUCCUUUGACUCGUGUCCUCAAGUUACUUAUAAAACGUCCUUAAAUGACCCGAAGUACUAUGGGUUCUAGUCGUCGAACAAAUCAAAACGAACUUAGAACACUUGAAAUUUUGUACCAAACGGUCAAAACCAGUCAAGAAAAGCAGUGGACAACAGGAAAAGAUGCCACUUUGCCUCUAAGACUAAAACAACAUUACAUUAUGUCCGUGAGACGAGAGACGAACAGUAAAAGAAAACUCCGUACGAUCAAGGAAAUCCCUCUCUUGACGAAAACAAGUGGACGGGAUUCUCGAGGAAGCCAAAGACUGGAUUCUAUAAGACGAUCAUCUACAGCACAAGAGAGGAGAGGAUCUUUUCACCCAUGUGUCGGCAGGAAAGCCUCUAUCAAACAACAGACGGCUGAUCAUGAAGGCAACCGGAAGCCUCUCGAUCCGUGUGACAGGUCACCGCACAAAGCGCUUGCGCAACGCAGGGACUCUCUGUGUGGAUCAUCACUACUACCCGACGUCUCACGCCCUAGUGCGCAGGCUCGGAACAGACACCAACAUGGACCCCUCAGUGAGCAUGAGGAGGAUACAAGUGACGUAAAAACGACGCUGACUCCCAAGGAUCCUCCAAUGACGAUGAGAGAAAAGUUCGUCAUGGCGGCACGCGUAGUGCGCAGGCUCUGCCAAGUGUCCUUGUGUAUGAGGAAGUACGCAGAGGACCAUCUUGGCAAGGCGUUUGAGUUCGUGUCCAAACCCCGCUACCGAGUGGCCACAAAGGAAGGCGAGGCUGGGGGAGACCAGGAGUUGACUUUCGACCCUGAAUUUUUCAAGAUGGACUCAGAGUACAUGUUCCCAGAACCAGCCAAACGGGUCGCAGAGAAGCGACCUGAUGACAGAACCCCGGCGGACCUGAGGCUGAUAGGCGCCGCUCUGCGCAGUCUCAGUAGCUUCAGGAAGUAUCCUCGGAAAACCCAGGACAUGCUCUGUCGAGUUGUGAGAUACCAGAGUUUGGGAGUGAACCGAGUGGUGAUUAAGAAGGGCCACCCCGGCACGGCGUUCUACAUGGUGUUCUCAGGACGGGUGGGCGUGGUCACCACAGACGACCCGGACGAGCUGAUGCAGCGGGCCAGCAUGGUGAUGCUCAGGAAGGGCGACAUUUUUGGGGAGAUGUCGCUGAUAACGGGUGAAGCACGAACGGCCACCAUAAAGACCCAGGAGCAGGCCGAGCUGAUUGUUGUGGACGUGCACAACCUUCACAACACUGACCUGCACGACAUUCUCAAACAAGACUUCAAGUACAAGUUUGACUUCUUCAGACAACUGGAGCUGUUUUCUCCAUGGGAUGACGAGGCUAUGUUACAUCUAGCAUCGCUGGCCAGAACAGAGGAGUGUGUGCAUGGCAAAGUCGUGGUCCGAGACAUGGCGGAGGAGCCUGUGACUGUCUUCGUCGUAAAGGGCAUGUGUGCUGUUGUAAAACUACUGGACCUUUCCGACGCAUCGAAACAAAUGGAGCAGAAUGUAGCGAAACACUCUCCCGUAAGUCCCUCCCAACGUGGAACAACCUCGGCCACAACGACCGGGCUCAAGCCGCUUGAAGAGAGACCGUCACCGGCUGCGUUUCCUCCUCUCAGGCCACAGACAGUGCCACAGAACCAAGAGCGCCACAGGCGGUGGAAAAACGAGGAGUAA